Molecule: messenger RNA, 1351 nt
Organism: Musca domestica (house fly)
Lineage: Eukaryota; Metazoa; Arthropoda; Insecta; Diptera; Muscidae
Gene: Bmcp
Product: mitochondrial uncoupling protein Bmcp
Exons: 5
Coding region: 161-1087 (308 amino acids)
Biological process (GO): transmembrane transport
Source: RefSeq, a predicted model, not a curated record
UACCCCCACUCACAGACGAACCGUCCGUUCAUUCAAUGAAGAGAUGUUAUUCUUCCUGAGAUUAUUUUAACGACAAAUAAUAUAAAUAAUUGAAUAAAAAUUAACAAACAAAUUCUACACAACAGUUUGCAACAAAAGCCAAAGCACAGAAAAGGGCAAAAUGAAACAGGAAUUAAGUGACAAACGUGAUAUACGGCCAUUCGUUUAUGGUGGUCUAGCAUCUAUUAUUGCGGAAUUUGGCACCUUUCCAAUUGAUACAACAAAAACCCGCCUACAAAUCCAAGGUCAAAAGCAUGAUAAAACAUUCUCCCAGCUACGUUAUCGUGGCAUGACAGAUGCCAUGAUUAAAAUAAGUCGUGAAGAAGGUUUGAAAGCACUGUACUCAGGAAUAUGGCCCGCCGUUUUAAGACAAGCCACCUAUGGAACUAUUAAAUUUGGUACCUACUAUACCCUAAAGAGUGUGGCAAGUGAACAUGGCCUGCUGGUGGAUCCCGAUACGGGGACAGAACGUGUUUGGGGUAAUAUAUUAUGUGCGGCGGCAUCGGGUGCCAUCUCCUCGGCCAUAGCCAAUCCUACAGAUGUGCUCAAGGUGCGAAUGCAGGUACACGGGAAGGGUACACAACAACAGAGUCUGUGGGCAUGUUUCUACGAUAUUUACAAAUAUGAAGGUGUGCGUGGCCUAUGGCGUGGCGUUUGUCCCACGGCCCAACGGGCUGUGGCCAUUGCAUCUGUAGAAUUACCUGUAUAUGAUUUUUGUAAAUUACAAUUGAUGGGCAUGUUUGGUGAUCAUGUGGCCAAUCAUUUUGUUUCUAGCUUUAUUGCAAGUUUGGGCAGUGCCAUUGCCUCCACACCCAUUGAUGUUGUACGAACCCGCCUAAUGAAUCAAAAACCGGUUACAGUGGUAAACGGCAUGGUGACAGCGGCAACGACGCAAAAACUCUACACCGGCAGCAUAGAUUGUGCCCUGCAGACGGUGCGCAACGAAGGUUUUCUGGCGCUGUACAAAGGCUUCAUACCCACCUGGGUGAGAAUGGGCCCCUGGAAUGUCAUAUUCUUUAUAACCUAUGAACAACUCAAGAAAUAUUGAAACUAUUGCUGUUGUUAAAUGCAAGAAAACCUCAAAAGAACAAUCUACAAAUUGAUGUUGGUACAAACUAAAGCUGUAGAAAAACACACACACACAUGUAGCUACAUACAUGUGUUGUAGGAUAGGGUCCAUAAUGAUAAUGUCUUCUCACCGAAAACACCAGACACACAAAAGCAAACAAACAAACGACUUAGAAACCAAAUUAUUAGAUUUUGUUCAUUUAGUUUAGUAAGUAGGCCUAUUUAAAACCCAAUGGUUUUUAAA